Molecule: messenger RNA, 1890 nt
Organism: Plasmodium inui San Antonio 1
Lineage: Eukaryota; Apicomplexa; Aconoidasida; Haemosporida; Plasmodiidae
Exons: 1
Coding region: 1-1890 (629 amino acids)
Biological process (GO): intracellular monoatomic cation homeostasis
Cellular component (GO): mitochondrial inner membrane
Molecular function (GO): ribosome binding
Source: RefSeq, a predicted model, not a curated record
AUGAAGCUUCGACCGAGCAGGGUCGUGUACAGGCUCAUCUCGACGAAUGUGCGAGUCGGUUUGAAGAGGUCCUUCGUGAGUUACCCCUCGGUUGAGAAGUCGCUUAGUGUGGGCGGCAACCAGGUCAUCAUCCCCCGUAAGGGGAGUCUGCCAGUCUGGAAGGAAGAAGAAGGGAAUAACACCCCCAUCCCAAGAGUAAUAAGCAGCAUUAGUAUCGGCGCGGAUGUCAACGUCUGCAUCGGUGUUGCGUUUGGUCACCACUGCCGUGCGCUCCGAAACGGAGUGUCCCUAGUGGUAACACAACUCUGCCAAACGAAAGGGAGGAACCCCAUCUACGCGAAUAGUGCAAGGAAGAAGUUUUCAACGAAUGUACCGAGGGAUGAUAAGGAAGGGAGCAGCUCCCUUGAGGGAGAAGCAACCAAAGGGGGCAAUUCCCCUGAAUCCUGUAAAGCGCAACAGGGCAAUCAACAGGAGAAGACAGAAGAGAGUUCCCUCAAAAGGGAUCACUCCCCUGUCGGUGAUGCUAACACCACUUUGCAAGGGGGAGAAGACUACACAGACGUGAUCGAAAUGAUGAAAAAAAAAAAAAUAAAAAAUAACGAAAGGGAGAGGGGAAAAAUCGCAAAAAUGUGUAAGAAGGGAACAAACGGAAUGAAGCUAAUUUGUACCUUCAUAAAAAAGGCAGGACAGCAGACAAAAAUAAUAAUCAUACAGCCAUCGAUACUGAAGGUGUAUUGGGCCGAUUUAAAGAAAAAUAUAAAGCACACCGUCGUGUGGGUCAAAACAGGAGUCCUCCUAUUCCUCACCAAUAUGAAGAUUUCGAAAAAUUUAAUCAUAAAAAGGUUAAAGGGACACAGACUGUCGUACUCAGAAUAUAAGUUGCUAAUUCGGACAAUGAAUGACAUGUUCAAAUUAAUUCCUUUUUCAUUUUUCAUCAUUGUCCCAUUUGCGGAGUUUUUACUUCCAUUAUUUCUGAAGAUUUAUCCCAAUUUAUUACCCUCCACUUUUAAAAAUAAUGAUGAUAAUUUUGUGAAUAUUAAGAAAAAUUUGUAUGCAAAACAGCAGCUAGCCAAAUUUCUGCAGCAACUAAUUGAGGAAAAAGAAAAACAGCUAAAUGAAAAUAUUGGAAUUGACUCAGAAAAAAAAAAAAAAAUUUUAUUUAAAUUUCAUCAGCAGUUGAUUAAUAAAGAUGAAAAAGAUGUUAACCCCUUUUUAAGUGUAGGGGACACUUUAAAAAUAGCCAAAAUUUUUAAGGACGAUUUUGUACUGGACCAAAUGAAUUUAAAAACGCUACAAACCAUUUGUCACCUGCUUGGACUGAAGCCCUACGGAAUGCAUUACCACGUGGUGCUGCAACUGAGGCAUCACUUCUUGCGCCUACAGAGGGAAGACAGAGAACUCAUCUACGAAGGGGUGGAUAAUUUGAAAAAACACACCUUGAUAGAGAUAUGCAAAGAUAGAGGCAUGAAUUUUAACACCUCCGAGGAGGAAAUGAAACUGCAAAUUCAGCAGUGGUUGGAGCUAGCCAGCAUUAAGGAAGUGCCCUACAUUUUACUCCUCUACAUCCGAUGUGUUGUCGUUACACAUGCGAUUAUGGAUAUACAGGAUACAGAGAAGGUCAGCACUGCCACCAUGGAAAAAGACGUCAAAAAUGAUACCCUUGAUGAUAAACAGAAACUUAUACAGGAGGCUAAGGAAAAACUGGACGAGUUAAAAAUGAAGGAACAAGAAAUUAAACAAAACAUUAACAAGGAGACGAGCGAAGAGGAAGGCGAGGUGGACCCCCCACACAAGGACAGCAAGGUCAAGAUAGACUUCCUCAAGAAGAACAAAUACCUGCAGAAUGAGCUCAACCUUUUGAAGCAGAUCUGCGAUUUGCAGCACACGUAA